This is a messenger RNA of Nannospalax galili (Upper Galilee mountains blind mole rat), 507 nucleotides long. RefSeq names its product Fer3 like bHLH transcription factor (gene Ferd3l). Gene Ontology annotation, biological process: developmental process; regulation of transcription by RNA polymerase II. Lineage: Eukaryota; Metazoa; Chordata; Mammalia; Rodentia; Spalacidae. The transcript has a single exon. Gene Ontology annotation, molecular function: DNA-binding transcription factor activity, RNA polymerase II-specific; RNA polymerase II transcription regulatory region sequence-specific DNA binding; protein dimerization activity. Bases 1 to 507 code for a protein of 168 amino acids. The record is from RefSeq and is a predicted model, not a curated record.
AUGGCAGCCUAUCCAGAGAGCUGCUUGGAUGCCGCGGUGCUGGACUUCGUCGCAGAUCUGUCUUUGGCCUCACCAAGACACCCUCUUCUCUGCGACUUUCCAUCUGGGGUCGCUUUUGGGGACCGGACACUUGGAUUCAGCGAGGGAAGACCCCGGAGGCUGUUGCAAUUGGAGGAGGGAAGCCCAGAAGAAGAGGAAGCCGAGGUAGAAGAAGGGGACGCGGAGGAGGAGGAGCAGGAGGAAGAGGGGCGCGGGACAGCAGCCUCCCUGCUGGGCCGCCCCAAAAGGAAAAGAGUAAUCACAUACGCCCAGCGUCAAGCCGCCAACAUCCGUGAGAGGAAGAGGAUGUUCAACCUCAACGAGGCCUUUGACCAACUGCGCAGGAAGGUGCCCACCUUCGCUUAUGAGAAGAGGCUGUCCCGGAUCGAGACCCUCCGCCUGGCAAUCGUCUACAUCUCCUUCAUGACCGAACUCCUGGAAAGCGGCGAGAAGGAGGAGACCGGCUGA